Aspergillus brunneoviolaceus CBS 621.78 is the source of this 980-nucleotide messenger RNA. RefSeq names its product class I SAM-dependent methyltransferase. The transcript is spliced from 2 exons. The record is from RefSeq and is a predicted model, not a curated record. The coding region runs from base 25 to 885 and encodes 286 amino acids. Lineage: Eukaryota; Fungi; Ascomycota; Eurotiomycetes; Eurotiales; Aspergillaceae.
CAGGCCGCAACUGACGGAGUCACCAUGACCGCAACUGAGGACCCCCCAGCCAAGCCCGCGUGGUUCGAAACCGAGGUCACAUCCAUCAAUCCCACUGCGCAACACUUACUCGAGACCUACAGCAAUCUCAAACCAGACGAAGUAAUCCCCCAUGUAUUAGCAGUGCGCGAUGAAGCCUUCAAAGUCUGCCAAUACCCUUGCAUUGGCCAGAUGCGCUUCCUCUCCUUCAACCUCGCCACACUCCCCUUCUAUCCCCGGGUAAUGGACCACCUCCGCGCGAACCCCGACGCCGGAUUCCUGGACGUGGGUUGCUGCGUCGGCCAAGAGAUCCGCUUCCUCGCCAACGAGGGCAUCCCCGGCAAGCAGCUCUAUGGCUGCGACCUCGAGCAGAUCUUCAUCGACCUGGGUUAUCGACUCUUUCGCGAUGCCGACCGUCUGGAUGCGACGUUUAUCACUGGAGAUCUCACCGCGGGUGAUGACGAGGAGUUUACGCGGGGAAGGCUCGCGCAGACGGUGAACGGGAAGCUCGAGGUCGUCCUAACUAAUUCGGUCCUUCAUCUGUGGGACUAUGAGACCCAGGUCAAGGUAGCUGCGCGACUUGUCCGGCUGUGUAAGGAGAAACCGGGGGUGAUCAUUGCCGGGCGGCAGAUGGGGACGCGAUUGGCAGGACACUACGCAUUGAAAGGGUUCAAGAAUGACCCAAUGCACUACCGACACAAUGUGGAGUCGAUCAAAGGAUUCUGGUAUGAUGUCGGGCAAGUCACUGGGACGCGGUGGCGGGUGGAGGCGGAGUUGUACUGGGGCGAGGAGUGGGAGAAGACGCGGAACGUGUCGUUUACAGAUGAGAAUGUGCGGAUGCUUUGGUUCUGCGCGGUGAGGGAGUAACUUGAGGAUAUUAGUGCACUAGACGUGGUUUGAGAUGCCGCAUUUCCAUUUAAUGAAUUUUCAGAAAUGUUGAAGUAUCAGCUUCUAGGAGCACG